This is a messenger RNA of Komagataella phaffii GS115, 903 nucleotides long. RefSeq lists its product as hypothetical. The record is from RefSeq and is a predicted model, not a curated record. NCBI's taxonomy places the organism in Eukaryota, Fungi, Ascomycota, Pichiomycetes, Pichiales, Pichiaceae. The transcript has a single exon. Bases 1 to 903 code for a protein of 300 amino acids.
AUGGAUGAAUUUCAGACAUCAUCUACAAAUUCGCCGCGCAAAUCCGGCUUGAAUCUGGGAAUAUCAGUCCUUGAGACCCGCCGUCGAAGCCCUGCUCCAAACUCCUCCAAAGUUACAAAGGCAUCAUCCACACCAAGGAAAGAAAGUAGUGGCAAUUCCUCAGUUGAUUCUCCUUCUUUGAGUUCGAAUAAUGAUAAUCAUUUGUCGGAUAAAUUGAGAGUUUUGGCCACAACGGAAAUGGAGAUCCUGGAGAUCAAGGAACAAAUUAAGGCAUUACUAGAGAAAAAGAGACAAAAAGAACACCGCGUUAACAAGCUUAAAACUGAAAUUGAAAGAUCCUUAUACAAGCAAGUACAUGACCAGGUCCAAAGUGUGGAAAAAAUAUCCUCAAAUCCACCUCCAGUCGUAACGAGAUCGCCUUCAUCUAGCCAAAGACCCCACAAACUAGAUGUGGAAGUAGGUGUGCACAAAGAUCCCUUAAGGACAACGAAUCCUAAUGAAGGUUUAAAAUCGGUAGAUGGCAAGCAAAAGGAUACCCCAAAUUCCUGGUUAUCCAAACCGUUGAGCUAUCUCCAACAGUUUGAUACAUUGAUACAACAUGAAUUUGAGAAACUAAAUCUCAUGGACGAGUUAUCCGCACCCAACUCUCACGCAACUAACGAAUCGAAUAAAACACAGAAUUCUAUGAGCUCACAAUUAUGGACUUUCAUGAAUGAAGUGAAGUCAAAUUUGAUGCUUAAUGUGGAAGAAGAUUCUACGGAUACCCAAUCAAAUAUUCCAGAAUCAUGGGGAAAUUCUCAAGAAACACAGCAGACUGAUUAUAAAGACGUAGAGCUUCACCCGAUGGAAAAAGAGUCAAGUUUCACAACGCUUAAUUCUCUAGGAAAACCACAAGAUUCUUGA